Molecule: messenger RNA, 10138 nt
Organism: Callorhinchus milii (elephant shark)
Lineage: Eukaryota; Metazoa; Chordata; Chondrichthyes; Chimaeriformes; Callorhinchidae
Product: fibrillin-2
Molecular function (GO): calcium ion binding
Source: RefSeq, a predicted model, not a curated record
CCAAAAAAGAAAAGAAAGUUGAUUCCAAGGAACAAUUGAGGGGAAAACAGUUAUAAUCCUGUCUGUCUUUGAGCUGAUCCGCGUCUUGAACUGUGAGUGAGGAUUUUUUUUAUAUUGAGUGAAACCUGAUCUGGAAAAAAAGCUGCAGAGAGAGAGGGAGAGAGGGAGAAAAAGGGGCCAAAACAGCAAGGAGCGAGUUUCCCAGGAUGGGGAUACAGUGGUGUUGGAAGUUGCUGCUGGGAUGUAUGGCGCUAACAGGGAUCGCAGUGGAGAAAGCCACAGGACAGAAGUAUCCUUCCAGAGGCUUUGAAGCCCAACGCUUCAACCCAGAUGAACUGAGGGACGCAACCAACCGAGUGAGGAGACGAGGACAACAUGACACUCUGAGAGGGCCGAAUGUCUGUGGAUCUCGAUUUCAUUCAUACUGCUGCCCGGGAUGGAAAACAUUACCUGGUGGAAACCAAUGCAUUGUCCCUAUUUGCCGCAAUAUCUGUGGCGAUGGAUUCUGUUCACGUCCCAACAUGUGCACUUGCUCCAAUGGACAUAUCUCACCAACUUGUGGAACUAAAUCCAUUCAACAGUGUAACAUCAGGUGCAUGAAUGGAGGGAGCUGCGCAGAGGACCAGUGUCAGUGCCAGAAAGGAUAUAUUGGAACACACUGUGGACAGCCUGUCUGUGAAAAUGGGUGCCAGAAUGGUGGCCGGUGCAUUGGGCCUAAUCGUUGUGCCUGCGUGUAUGGAUUUACUGGCCCACAGUGCGAAAGAGAUUACCGAACGGGUCCCUGCUUUACCCAAGUGAACAACCAGAUGUGCCAGGGCCAGAUCAGCGGCAUCGUCUGCACCAAAACCCUCUGCUGUGCCACAGUGGGCCGUGCCUGGGGCCACCCCUGUGAAAUCUGUCCCGCUCAGCCACACCCCUGCCGCCGAGGCUUCAUCCCCAACAUCCGCUCUGGUGCUUGCCAAGAUGUGGAUGAAUGUCAGGCCAUCCCAGGUCUUUGCCACGGUGGAAACUGCAUCAAUACUGUUGGCUCCUACGAGUGCAAAUGUCCCGCUGGUCACAAGCAGAGUGAACUAAGUCAGAAAUGUGAAGAUGUGGAUGAAUGCAGCACCAUCUUUGGUUCAUGUGAUGGAGGCGAGUGCACGAACACAGUUGGCAGCUUUUACUGUUCCUGUCCACAUGGCUAUGUAACAUCUGUUGAUGGUUCCCGAUGCAUUGAUCAGAGAGCUGGUACCUGCUUUUCCAGCUUGGCUAAUGGACGCUGUGCCCAGGAGCUGAAUGGACAAUAUACCAAGAUGCAGUGCUGCUGUGAGUCUGGACGGUGCUGGGCACUUGGUUCUGUUCCAGAGAUGUGCCCGAUCAGAGGAUCAGAUGAAUAUCUCAGGCUUUGCAUUGAGGGAGCUCCCGCCGUACAAGGUGGUCCACACCAUGGUCCAGACACCAGACCCGGGGGAAACGGAUUUCACCCAGGAAUUGUACCUGGAUUUGGGCCAGGUGGAGGAGGAUUUGGUCAAGGAUUUGUGCCUGGACAAAGACUUGUUCCUGGUCAAGGAUUUCUUCCAAGCAGAGGUCCAGGGUUUAACGGAGGGCAAUUUCCAAGAAUUAGCACUGCUACAGUCAACGAAACAUCUGUGGACAUCUGUAAGCAUUUCACCAAUCUCUGCUUGAAUGGACGCUGCAUCCCCACACCUUCAAGUUACCACUGUGAAUGCAACAUGGGCUUCAAGCAGGAUAUGCGUGGAGUAUGCAUUGAUGUUGAUGAAUGUACAUCAAGCCCGUGUACAAAUGGUGACUGUGUUAACACGCCUGGCUCCUACUACUGUAAAUGUCAUACUGGUUUUCAGAGCACCCCCACCAAACAGGCCUGUAUCGAUAUUGAUGAGUGUAUUCAGAAUGGACUCCUUUGCAAGAACGGUCGCUGUGUGAACACAGCUGGAAGUUUCCAGUGCAUUUGCAAUGCUGGCUUUCAGCUGACUCCCGACGAAAAGAAUUGUGUUGAUCACGAUGAAUGUGCCACCACCAACAUGUGCCUGAAUGGCAUGUGCAUCAAUGAGGAUGGAAGCUUCAAGUGCAUCUGUAAACCGGGCUUCGCUCUGGCUCCCAAUGGACGUUACUGCAUCGACACUGAUGAAUGCCAGACUCCAGGAAUCUGCAUGAAUGGCCGCUGCAUCAACACGGAAGGCUCAUUCAGGUGUGAGUGCCCCCCAGGUUUGGCUGUCGGUGUGGAUGGGCGCGUCUGUGUCGAUACCCACAUGCGGAGCACGUGCUAUGGAGGAAUUAAGAAAGGACUGUGUGUCCGCCCAUUCCCUGGGGCAGUCACCAAGUCGGAGUGCUGCUGUGCUAGUCCAGACAAUGGCUUUGGAGAGCCCUGCUUUCCGUGCCCAGCGAAAAGCUCAGAUGAAUUCCAGGCCCUGUGCAGCGGUGGAAUUGGUAUAACAGCUGACGGAAGAGAUAUCAAUGAGUGUGCUCUGGAUCCGGAUAUUUGUCUCAAUGGAAUCUGCGAGAAUCUUCGAGCCAGUUACCGGUGUAUCUGCAACAUUGGUUAUGAGUCUAGCCUCGGAGGGCAGAGCUGUGUGGAUAUGGAUGAAUGUGCAGUGAACAGGCUUCUGUGCGAUAACGGCCUCUGUCGCAACACGCCAGGGAGCUACACCUGUAGCUGCCCUCAGGGCUACCUUUUCAGCCCUGACUCGGAAACAUGUGAAGAUGUUGACGAAUGUAAGAGCAGUCCAUGUGUGAAUGGUCUGUGCAGGAACACAGCAGGUUCUUUUGCCUGUGAGUGCUCACAGGGCAGUAAACUGGAUCCAAGCAGAACAAUCUGCAUCGACAGUGUAAAAGGCACUUGCUGGAUGAAUAUCAAGGACAAUCGCUGUGAAGUGAACAUCAAUGGAGCUACACUGAAGUCGGAAUGCUGUGCUACUCUGGGAGCUGCUUGGGGCAGUCCCUGUGAACGCUGUGAACCAGAUACGACCUGCCCAAGAGGAUACGCAAGAGUGAAAGGUGUUGCCUGUGAAGAUGUGAAUGAAUGCAAAGUUUUUCCAGGUGUUUGCCCGAAUGGACGGUGUGUGAACACCCAGGGGUCCUUCCAGUGUGAGUGUCCAGAAGGGCUGACAAGGGAUGGCACUGGGCGUAUGUGUGUGGAUAUCCGUCUCGAGCAGUGUUACCUGAGGUGGGAUGAAGACGAGUGUACCGAGCCAGUGACCGGCCGAUUCCGAAUGGACGCCUGCUGUUGUUCGAUUGGAGCUGCCUGGGGUCUGGAUUGUGAUGAGUGCCCAACACACGGCACUAAAGAAUAUGAGUUACUCUGCCCAAGAGGCCCUGGAUUCGCCAACAGGGGUGAUAUUCUAACAGGCAGACCAUUCUACAAAGAUGUCAAUGAAUGCAAAGUAUUCUCCAACAUCUGCAGCAACGGGAGAUGUAGGAACACCAUUGGCAGUUUUAGAUGUCGGUGUGAGAACGGGUUUGCCCUGGAUAUGGAGGAGAGAAACUGCACAGACAUUGACGAGUGUCGCAUCUCUCCGGAUCUCUGCGGCAACGGAACUUGUGUCAAUAAACCCGGCAGCUUUGACUGUGAGUGCUUCGAAGGCUUUGAGAGUGGAUUUAUGAUGAUGAAGAACUGCAUGGAUAUUGAUGAAUGUGAGAGGAACCCUCUGCUGUGCCGAGGUGGCACUUGCAUCAACACAGAGGGCAGUUAUACGUGCCUGUGUCCUCCAGGACAUGAGCUUACUUCAGACGGUAGUGCCUGUGUUGAUAUCAAUGAGUGCUCCCUCAGUGAUAAACUCUGCAGAAAUGGCAAAUGUGUGAAUAUGAUUGGAACCUACCAGUGUGCGUGUAAUCCUGGGUACCAAGCCACCCCCGAUAGACAAGGAUGUGUUGAUAUCGAUGAAUGUACCAUCAUGAAUGGAGGCUGUGACACAGACUGUACAAAUUCAGAAGGCAGCUAUGAGUGCAGCUGUAUUGAAGGUUAUGCACUCAUGCCAGAUAAGAGAACCUGCACAGAUAUUGACGAAUGUGAGGAUAACUCUGAGAUCUGCGAUGGUGGGCAGUGCACCAACAUCCCCGGGGAGUACCGCUGCCUGUGUUACGAUGGGUUUAUGGCAUCCAUGGACAUGAAGACUUGUAUUGAUGUGAACGAAUGUGACUUGAACCCUAAUAUCUGUCUCUAUGGCGACUGUGAGAAUACCAAAGGUUCCUUCAUCUGCCAUUGCCAGCUGGGAUACUCUGUGAAGAAGGGAACAACUGGAUGUACAGAUGUUGAUGAGUGUGAAAUCGAGGCCCACAACUGCGAUAUGCACGCUUCUUGUGUUAACAUCCCUGGAGGCUUCCAAUGCAACUGCCGUGAUGGAUGGAUCGGAGACGGCACCAGUUGUGUGGAUCUCGAUGAGUGCACCAAUGGUACACAUCAUUGCAAUCUCAAUGCCAAGUGCAUGAACACUCCUGGAUCAUACCGUUGUCUGUGCUCAGAAGGCUUCAGUGGGGAUGGCUUUACAUGUUCAGAUGUGGAUGAGUGCGCCGAAAAUGUUAAUCUGUGUGAGAACGGCCAGUGCCUCAACACUCCUGGAGGGUACCGGUGUGACUGCGAAAUGGGAUUCACGCCAGCCUCUGGCAGCAGGUCCUGCCAAGAUAUCGAUGAAUGUUCAUUCCAGAACAUAUGUGUGUUUGGGACCUGCAAGAACUUGCCUGGCAUGUUUAGGUGCGUCUGUGAUGAUGGCUAUGAACUUGAUCGAAGUGGAGGUAACUGUACAGAUGUCAAUGAGUGUGCCGAUCCAGUCAACUGUAUCAACGGCUUCUGUGUCAAUACUGCCGGGGGUUACCUGUGCAAUUGCCCAGAUGAUUUUGAACUUAAUCCGACUGGAAUUGGCUGCGUUGAUACUCGUGUUGGUAACUGUUUCCUGGAGCACAGUACUCGUGGUGAUGGUAGCCUGUCCUGUAGCGUUGACAUUGGUGUUGCUGUCACUCGGGCUUCCUGCUGUUGCUCUUUGGGAAGGGCUUGGGGUAACCCUUGCGAGCUAUGCCCUCCUGUCAAUUCAACUGAAUACAAAACCUUGUGCCCAGGAGGUGAGGGUUUUAGGCCUAACCCCAUCACUGUCAUCUUAGAAGACAUUGAUGAAUGUCAGGAACUACCUGGCCUGUGCCAAGGAGGAAAUUGUGUCAAUACUUUUGGCAGUUUCCAAUGUGAAUGCCCAGCUGGUUACUACUUGAACGAGGAUACCCGCAUCUGUGAAGAUAUUGACGAAUGCGUAACCUACCCUGUUAUCUGUGGACCUGGAACUUGCUACAACACCUUGGGCAACUACACAUGUGUCUGUCCUCCCGAGUACAUGCAGAUCAAUGGUGGAAACAACUGCAUGGAUAUGCGAAAGAGCUUCUGCUAUCGGCACUACAAUGAAACUUGUGAAAAUGAGCUCUCUUUUAACCUGACCAAGAAAAUGUGCUGCUGUUCAUAUAACGUCGGCAAGGGCUGGAACAAGCCUUGCGAGCCCUGUCCCACACCUGCAACACCUGAAUACCAGUUUCUGUGUGGUAAUCAAGGCCCCGGCUUUACCAUUGAUAUCCACACUGGAAAACCUGUUGAUAUCGAUGAAUGCAGAGAGAUCCCAGGCAUGUGUGCAAACGGAGUCUGCAUCAAUCAAAUCGGUAGCUUCCGCUGCGAGUGCCCAAUGGGCUUCAGCUACAAUAACCUGCUUCUCAUCUGUGAAGAUAUUGAUGAAUGCAGUAACGGUGACAACCUUUGCCAACGCAAUGCAGACUGUAUUAACAUUCCAGGCAGUUAUCGCUGUGAAUGUGCUGCUGGAUACAGACUGGCACCCAACGGAGCUUGUAUUGAUCGCAACGAGUGCCUGGAAAUUCCAAAUGUCUGCAGUCAUGGAGAAUGUAUUGACAUGAAAGGAGGCUAUCGCUGUGUCUGCCACCAUGGUUUCAAGCCAACUCCUGAUCAGACCAUGUGCAUGGAUAUUGAUGAAUGUGAACAGCAGCCUUGUGGAAAUGGAACAUGCAAAAAUACCGUGGGAUCAUACAACUGCGUUUGCUUCCCAGGAUUUGAGCUGACUCACAACAAUGACUGUGUGGAUAUCCAUGAGUGCAUUACUCUCUUCGGUCAAAUUUGUAGGAAUGGCCAAUGCUUCAACACAAUUGGCUCAUUUGAUUGCCUGUGUCAGGAAGGAUAUGAGCUUACACCAGACUCCAAGAACUGUGUCGAUAUCAACGAAUGUGUCCUGUUUCCUGGAACGUGCUCCCCUGGAACUUGCCAGAACCUCGACGGAGCGUACAGGUGCAUCUGUCCCCCAGGAUACCAGCUGCAAAAUGAAAACUGUGUUGAUAUAAAUGAGUGUGAAGAUGACCCCAAUAUCUGCCUCUUUGGCUCGUGCGAGAAUACUGCUGGCAGCUUCCAAUGCGUGUGCCCAGUGGGCUUUAUCCUGUCGGAGAACAGACGCAGGUGUUUUGAUACACGGCAGAGCUUCUGCUACACCAAGUUUGUGAAUGGAAAGUGCUCGGUGCCAAAAGCUUUCAAUACAACCAAAGCCAAGUGCUGCUGCAGCAAGAUGCCUGGAGAGGGCUGGGGCUCCCCCUGCGAGCUCUGCCCGACUGAUGGAGAAGUUGCUUUCCAGGAUCUGUGCCCAUAUGGCCACGGUACCAUCAUUAGCUACGGAGAGUCUCGUGAAGAUGUGAACGAAUGUCAGGAUAACCCUGGCAUCUGUUUAAAUGGCCACUGCAUCAACAUGGAUGGAUCCUUCCGCUGUGAGUGCCCAAUGGGAUACAGCCUGGAUUACAGUGGAAUCAACUGUACCGACACUGACGAAUGUGGCAUCGGGAACCCCUGUGGCAAUGGGACUUGUACCAAUGUGAUUGGUGGAUUUGAGUGCAGUUGCGACGAAGGAUUUGAACCAGGUCCAAUGAUGACUUGUGAAGACAUCAACGAGUGCUCCCAGAACCCCCUGCUGUGUGCAUUCCGCUGCAUUAACACCUACGGUUCUUAUGAGUGCAUGUGUCCCACCGGUUAUGCUCUGAGAGAGGACAAGAAGAUGUGCAGAGACCUCGAUGAGUGUUCGCAAGGUCUCCAUGACUGUGAAUCCAGAGGCAUGAUGUGCAAGAACCUGAUUGGGACUUUUAUGUGUAUCUGCCCACCUGGCAUGGUGCGCAGGCCCGAUGGAGAAGGAUGCAUGGAUGAGAACGAAUGCCGCAGCAAACCCGGCAUCUGUGAAAACGGUCGUUGCCUCAACAUUGUCGGCAGCUACAAAUGUGACUGCAACGACGGAUUCCGAGCGACUCCCACGGGGACGGAAUGUAUCGAUAAUCGCCAGGCCUUCUGCUUCGCAGAGGUCCUUCAGACUAUGUGUCAGAUGUCUUCCAGCAGCCGUAACCUGGUUACUAAGUCUGAGUGCUGUUGUAACGGUGGCCGUGGCUGGGGGAACCAGUGUGACAUCUGCCCACUGCCUGGCACUACCCAGUACAAGAAGCUUUGUCCCCACGGCCCCGGCUACACAACAGAUGGACAAGAUAUUGAUGAGUGUCGGGUGAUGCCUAAUCUGUGUAAAAAUGGCCAGUGUAUCAACACGCUGGGUUCUUACCGCUGCCUCUGCGACAUCGGUUACAUUACGGAUUUCACCAGUACAACAUGUGUGGACCUCGAUGAAUGUGCCCAGUCUCCAAAACCUUGCAAUUUUAUCUGCAAGAACACAGAGGGAAGUUACCACUGCUCCUGUCCAAGAGGCUACAUCUUGCAAGAGGAUGGAAAGACAUGUAGAGACCUUGAUGAAUGUUCCACAAAGCAACACAACUGUCAGUUCCUGUGCGUGAACACUAUUGGAGGAUUUACAUGCAAGUGUCCACCUGGCUUCACACAGCAUCACACCGCAUGUAUUGAUAACAACGAGUGUGCGUCCCAGGCUUCACUGUGUGGAACAAGGGGAAUGUGCCAGAACACACCAGGAAGUUUCAGCUGUGAAUGUCAAAGAGGAUUCUCGCUGGAUGGCACUGGCCUUAACUGUGAAGAUAUGGAUGAAUGUGAGGGAAGUCACAGAUGUCAGCAUGGCUGUCAGAAUAUGUUGGGAGGUUACAGGUGCAGCUGCCCUCAGGGCUACAUGCAGCACUACCAGUGGAACCAAUGUGUUGAUGAAAAUGAAUGUUCGAGUCAGGCUUCCUGUGGAUCUGCAACUUGUUACAACACGCUUGGAAGCUACAAAUGUGCCUGCCCGUCAGGCUAUUAUUUUGACCAGUAUGGCAAUAAUUGCCACGAUGUGAAUGAAUGUUCUUUUCAAGAACCAUGCUCAUAUGGCUGUUCAAACACAGAGGGUGGCUACCUCUGUGGCUGUCCACCUGGAUACUACAGAGUAGGCCAAGGCCAUUGUGUCUCUGGCAUGGGAUUCAACAAGGGCCAGCAUCUGCCUUUCGGAGGAGACACUGAUGAUGAGAAUCUGUUGUCUCAUGAAACUUGCUACGAAUGUAAGAUCAACGGCAGGGCAAGACGAAGUGUCAAUGGGAGUGAGACUGAGCAGGCAAAACAGAUCAGUAUGGCUAGUCUGGACAUCGACAUUCCAGUCAAGAUGAGCCUGAACAUUUCAGAAUUGAACAACAAAGAGCACAUUUUAGAACUCAUCCCAGCCAUUGAGCCACUACAUAACCAUGUCCGCUACACCAUCUCCUAUGGAAAUGAGGACAGCUACUUCCGCAUCCACCAGAAGGAAGGUCUAAGUUACCUGCAUGUGACCAAGAAGAGGCCUGUGGAAGGCACUUACACACUGGAAAUCACCAGUAUUCCUCUGUAGAAACAAGCACUGCAGAAACUGGAAGAUUCUAAAGACAAUGACUACCCCUUUGGCGAGUUGGGAGAAGCUCUCAAGAUGAAGCUACAGAUUGAGCUUCACUGAACUGGCUGAGACUUACAUGGUGUUAAUUCAAAAUUAUUCCUUCAUAUAUUAUUCUCCUUCCCCCACCCCCCCACACACUCACACACACCUACCCUUCAUCCCCCCCCACAAGCACCUCUGCUUUCAAAAAGCUUUCACGAGUCAAGAGCUUCAAGUCUCCUGUAUGGAUGUCUUGACUUUACAUUCUGUCCAAGACUGCAUGACCCUUUUUACACAUUGAAGGGUUUUUAGACACUGCCAUGUUUAAAGGUAUUUUAAUAUAACCACAAUCAUGGUUACUGUAUAUUUAAUAUCACCUCAGUCUUCUCAGUCAGUCAGUAAGCUCAUAUUUUACAUGAGAAUGCGUGUGAGAGAUGUAAAUGGCUUCUAGUAAUGUAGAGCAAUAGCAACAUAUUGAGCCAUUUCUCUGGAUUACAGAUCAUAUUAUCUAACUGUUCAUAUCAUAUUAAUUGGUAUAAGCGAUGCUCAGUCAGACUGUACUGUACACAAUAGGGCAUUCUCAGAGGAACCACUUUAAUCACCACAACCUUUUUUUCCAGUGGUGCAAUACAACAGAUUAAUAACUGGUAUCAAAGCAUAAGCCAUAAUGAAUUGUGUUUCUUCAGUAAUGCAUUUAAGUACAGCGUUGAAGCACAUACUUGUACUUUUCUCAUUACGGAAGACUGGUGCUAAUGAUAUCUAUUUUAUCAGGGUCAGCAAGCUACAACCAAAUCAGUUUUUAUCAGUAUUGAAUCUCUGUGUUCCAGUACAUCAUGAUUUGUGCAGCAUUUUACAGUAUGUUUCAUGUUCUCGAUGCAUUUCAUGUAUGAAAGGUUAAUGUCUGCACAUUGAAUGCCUACUAGUUGCUAAUGUGAAGAUUGUAAAGUCUUCUCUUUUUUAUAUACUGUACAAAUGUUUUCUAUAUCAGGGGUAUUUCAUUGGUGCUUGUCAACAAUUGGUACUUGUAAAAAAAUAAUAAAACGAGCAAAAAAAAAACAAUUUGGACUUAAAGUUAGAUUCUCCCAGUUUAUAACACCCAGGAAAUGAGCCUCAUUUUGAUAAAUAUGUGUUUUGUCCAAAGAUGUAUUUUCCUUUUCUAUUGAAGAUUUCUGAGCACAACUAUUUUGAAAUAUGCCAUCUUUUGUUAGAAGGGAGAAAAAAAGAUUUGUAUAAAAUUCUAAAAAAAAACUGAAGAAAGAACAUUUCUUACUGGGAUGCUUUAUUCUGUAGAUUUUUUUUGAGUGUCAUUAUGCAACAACGUUUCGUACAAUAAAGCUUAUUAUUUUGGGUUAUAUAGA